AUGGACCAGGCAGAAGUAGAAAUCUACAUUGGUCAGCUGAAGAUAAGACAUCGCGCUCUCGUGGCUGGCAUCGAAGAUGACUUCAUUCUGGGAAUGGAUCUGAUUAGCCGCCAUGGAUUGACGGUCGAUCCAGUGGAGAAAGUCCUACAUCUUGGUAAUGAAGAGUUCAUCCUGAAUCAGCGUUGCACUGAAUCGAAACCUAUAAGACUAAUCGCGUGCCAGAAUGUGAAAGUCAGAGGGAAUGCAGAAACGAUUUUUCCAGUUAGAGCAGAAAUCAAACCCGGAUUUGCCCUCGGCAUUAUUCAACCACCGUACACCCCCAAGAAGAAUCUCAUGGUUGCUAGUGCUUUAAUCAAUACCGAAAAUGACAUACCUGUACGCGUCGCAAAUGUUUUUCCCAAACCUAUGAUCAUUAAGAGUGGGGAGGUUCUUGUCGUCUGUGAACCAGUCACGAAGCUAGUUCAUCACAACGAAAGUCUUUCUGAUAACCAACGCGCGGAAAUGUAUCUCAUACGAAUUAAGGCGUCUCCGCUACUCGCCGUAAAACACACCUUACUUCAACUGGGGGAUUGCAGCGGUGAGAUAAAUUCCCGCGUACUGCUGAUAACACAGAUGAAAAAAGAAAAACGAAAUCUAGCAAGAGAGUUUCUGCAGAAACACAGUGGAAUGUUUGCAUCUGGGGAAUCUUCUGGGCGCACAAACAUAGUGCGACAUCGGAUAAACACUGAAGAUGCGCAACCGAUCCGUCAAGCUUCGCGAAGACUACCGUUGGUAAAACAAGAAGAGGCCGAGAAACUUGUACGGAAAAUGCUGGAUGACGGCGUUAUAGAGGACUCAAACAGUCCAUGGUCUUCGCCUGUAGUGCUAGUUACCAAAAAAGAUGGGUCGACGAAAUUCUACGUGGACUACAGGAAACUAAACGAUGUAACCAAGAAACACAGUUACCCGUUUCCACGAAUUGAUGACACGCUCACAACACUAUCAGGAUCCGUCUGGUUUUCCACAUUAGACCUAAAAAGCGGCUGCUGGCAAGUUGGUAUUCCUCCAGAAGAUAAAGAAAACAUCGUUUUUUCUGCCGGCAGCAGCUUGUAUUAG
Molecule: messenger RNA, 1095 nt
Organism: Zophobas morio
Lineage: Eukaryota; Metazoa; Arthropoda; Insecta; Coleoptera; Tenebrionidae
Exons: 3
Coding region: 1-1095 (364 amino acids)
Source: RefSeq, a predicted model, not a curated record